AUGGAGCUUUGGAUCAACUACACUUCCCUCGUCAUCUUCUUUUGCUUCGUAUUCUUGAUACUAAACACAUUCAAGAGAUCAAAUACCAAGAAACCCACCAAGAAUUUUCCUCCAGGACCAAGAAAAUUACCUCUUAUAGGGAACAUAGAUCAGUUUGGUGGUUCCCUACCCCAUCAGACACUAAGAGACAUGGCAAACAAAUAUGGACCCUUGAUGCACCUCCAACUUGGAGAGUUAUCAAAUGUUGUAGUUUCUUCACCCGAAAUAGCUGAAAAGAUUAUGAAAACACAUGAUGUUAUCUUUUCAAACAGGCCCUUUCUUCUAGCUGCCACAAUUAUUUCUUAUGAUGCAACAAACAUUGGCUAUUCUCCUUAUGGAGCCUAUUGGAGGCAACUAAGAAAAAUAUGUACCAUAGAGCUAUUAAGUGCUAAGAGAGUUCAAUCAUUCAGUUACUUAAGGGAAGAAGAGGUGUCAGUUCUGAUCAGAACAAUCUCUGAAAAUGAAGGAUCGGUUAUCAAUCUAAGUAAAGAAAUUUUCUUAAUGACCAAUGCCAUAACAGCUAGAAGUAUUAUUGGUAAAAAGUGCAAAGACCAAGAAUCAUUCAUAUCAACUAUAGAGGCAGUAUUAAAUCUAGCAGGAGGUUUCUCUGUUGCUGAUCUCUAUCCUUCAAUCAAAGUGCUUCCAUUUAUUACUAGGAUUAGAGCUAAAUUACAAAGGCUUAGGAAUGAGAUUGAUAGGAUACUGGACAACAUCAUCAAGGAACACAAAGAAAACAAGAGGGGCCAUUGUGAAUCAGAGGAGGAUCUAGUUGAUGUUCUACUGUCAAUUCAGAAGCAAGAUGACCUUGGAUUGCACUUGACUGAUGACAAUCUCAGAGCUGUUCUUCUGGAUAUGUUCAUUGGUGGGAGUGAGACAUCAUCAACUACUAUAGAGUGGGCUAUGUCAGAACUGAUGAAGAACCCAAAGGUUAUGCAAGAGGCACAAGCUGAAGUAAGAAGGGUAUGUGGUAGCAAAGGAGAUGUUGAUGAGGCCGACACUCACCAACUAAAAUAUCUAAAUUCAGUUAUCAAAGAAACCUUGAGGCUGCACCCACCUCUUCCAAUGUUACUUCCAAGAGAAAAUAGUGAGAGUAGUGAAAUCAUGGGAUAUCAAAUACCUGCUAAGACCAAGGUCAUUGUCAACUUUUGGGCAAUUGGAAGAGACCCCAAGCAUUGGAUUGAGGCUGAAAAAUUCAAACCUGAGAGAUUUCUUGAUAGCCCAAUUGAUUACAAAGGCACAAAUUUUAAAUAUAAAUUCAUAGAACCUACAGAACUUGGACUGGAAAUAGUACUUUUUGAUCCAGAACCCGAGAGAACCUUCAGAAAUAGAAGAAGAAUUCAAAGGUUGAGAAACAUUACAAUGGAGGAGGUUGUAAACAAUGAUAACAAUGGAAAUCAUAAUCAUGAGCAUGAACAAGGACCGAAUGAAGGAAGAGGGCCAUCAUUGAAUGAUAUGGGUGCUCCCUUCAGAAAUGGUCCAGAACGAGGACCAUUCCUGGCUACCGGUGAUGCUAUCAUAAAUGUCAGAAAGGGUGAACUUUCCAUGAGUGUAAACGGAGAAGAAGUGAAGUUUAAUGUCAUGAAAGCAAUAAAAUUUGAUGAAGAUAACACUGAGGAAUGCUCUAGCAUUUCGAUCCUUGACUCGGUCAUAAGAGAAGAACAGCAGGAGCAUUUGCAGCCAGAGAUAGGCAUGAAGGACUUUGAAGAGCUGGAAGAAUACCUUGCAUCCAUCAGUUUCCACCAACCCCAGGGAAGGAAAGAAAGGGUCUUUGAAUCCUUAAACCGAUCAGAGCAGGAGCAAAGACCGAAACUGCCUUCAGUAGAGCAACCACCUACCUUGGAGUUAAAACCCUUACCUGAACACCUGAAAUACACUUAUUUGGGUAAAGACAACACUCUCCCUGUGAUUAUUUCUUCUUUGCUAACCCAUGAACAGGAACUUCAACUCACACAAAAGCUCAAAGAUUACAAAGAAGCAAUCGGCUGGACCAUGGCUGACAUCAAAGGAAUUAGCCCAACAAUUUGCAUGCACAAGAUUUUGCUCCAAGACCCUGACAGCUCAUCUGUAGAGCAUCAAAGGAGGCUGAAUCCCAAUAUGAAGGAGGUGAUAGUAAAUGGGUUGCUCCUGUACAAUGCGUUCCAAAAAAGGGUGGCAUUACUGUAG
Molecule: messenger RNA, 2202 nt
Organism: Gastrolobium bilobum
Lineage: Eukaryota; Viridiplantae; Streptophyta; Magnoliopsida; Fabales; Fabaceae
Product: cytochrome P450 71D10-like
Exons: 5
Coding region: 1-2202 (733 amino acids)
Molecular function (GO): iron ion binding; heme binding; monooxygenase activity
Source: RefSeq, a predicted model, not a curated record